UUCGGGUUCGGUUCCGGUUCGGUUCCGGUUCGGUUUUCCCCCCUGUGGGGUGGGGGGGAAUGAACGCAGCAGCGCGGUGGGGAUGGCCGCGGCCGUGCACGGAGCGCUGAAAGCCCUCGGCGAGGACUUCUAUCGCGACGCGAUCGAGCACUGUCGUUCCUACAACGCCCGGCUCUGCGCCGAGCGCUCCACGCGGCUGCCGUUCCUGGACGCGCAGACCGGGGUGGCGCAGAGCGACUGUUACAUAUGGAUGGAGCGGACCCAUAGGGGGCCGGGUGAGAGCGCAGCCCUGCCCCACAAGUGGCCUCUGCCCCACAAGUGAUCUCUGCCCCAUAACGGGGCUCUGCUUCAUAAGUGACCUCUGCCCCACAAGUGACCUCUGCCCCACAAGUGCUGCCCCACAAGUGACGUCUGCCCCAUUAAGUGACCUCUGCCCCAUAACAGACCUAUGCCCCAUAAUGGGCCUCUACCCCAUAAUCUCUGCCCCAUAAGUGAUGUCUACCCCAUUAAGUGACCUGUGCCCCAUAACAGACCUGUGCCCCAUAACAGGGCUCUGCCCCAUAAGUGCUGCCCCACAAGUGACCUCUGCCUGACAAGUGACCUCUACCCCACAAGUGCUGCCCCAUAACAGACCUGUGCCCCAUGACGGGCCUCUGCCCCAUAACCUCUGCCCCAUAAGUGACCUCUGCCCCAUAACCCGAGGAUGGGGGAGGGGUCCCAGGGUGGGGAUCCUUGG
Meleagris gallopavo (turkey) is the source of this 736-nucleotide messenger RNA. The record is from RefSeq and is a predicted model, not a curated record. NCBI's taxonomy places the organism in Eukaryota, Metazoa, Chordata, Aves, Galliformes, Phasianidae.